AAGAGCUGAGCGGCCCGGCGGCGGCUGCGGGCGAGCGCCAGACGGCGCGCGGCUGCCGGGAGAGCGCGGGCUGCGGGAUGGAGCCCCCUGAGAGCGCGGCCGAGCUCGCAGGCGACGCGGUGGAGCUGCGCGAGCCGGAGCUGCGGCUCGCGGACCCCGCGCCCCCCGGCGAGGAGCAUGCGGACGUCGAGGCGGCGGACGCCCCCGGCCCCGGCAGGUGCUGGCCGUACGGAGCCUGGGCGUGCGGCAGCUCGCGUGGGGAGCCGGCCAAGAAGAAAGCACCCUGCCCUGGACUUGGCUUGUUUUACACAGUGUUGUCUGCCUUCCUUUUCUCAGUGGCCUCUUUAUUUGUUAAAAAAGUGCAAGGCGUCCAUGCUGUGGAGAUCAGUGCGUUUCGAUGUGUCUUCCAAAUGCUAGUUAUUAUCCCUUGCUUAAUAUACAGAAAAACUGGGUUCAUAGGUCCCAAAGGCCAGCGACUUUUCCUUCUUCUCAGAGGGGUCUUUGGUUCCAGUGCCAUGAUCCUUAUGUACUAUGCUUUCCAGACGACGUCCCUCGCAGAUGCCACAGUUAUUGCAUUUAGCUGUCCAGUGUUUACGUCAAUAUUUGCUUGGAUAUUUCUCAAGGAAAAGUAUAGCCUUUGGGAUGCUUUCUUCACGUUGUUCGCAUUCGUUGGAGUGAUCCUUAUCGUGAGGCCGCCAUUUUUAUUUGGCUCCGACACAUCAGGGAUGAGCAAAAGCUAUUCAGAGCACAUUAAGGGAACAUUUGCCGCAAUUGGACAUGCCGUGCUAGCUGCAAUGACUCUGGUUAUCUUAAGAAAAAUGGGAAAAUCUGUGGACUACUUUCUGAGCAUUUGGUAUUAUGUCAUACUUGGCCUUCCUGAAUGCAUCAUCAUCCUCUUUGUCAUAGGAGAAUGGAGUCUCCCUUACUGUGGGCUGGAUAGACUGUUUCUCAUACUCAUUGGGCUCUUAGGUUUGGGGGGUCAGAUAUUCAUCACUAAAGCUGUUCAAAUAGAAAAAGCAGGACUCGUAGCAAUAAUGAAGACAAUGGAUAUAGUCUUUGCUUUUAUCUUUCAGAUUGCUUUCUUCGAUAAUAUGCCGACGUGGUGGACGGUGGGUGGGGCUGUCUGUGUAGUAGCCAGCACUACUGGUGCAACCAUUCGAAGAUGGCUCCAGAGUUCCAAAUGAAAUGUCACUGUUGAAAUCUAUAUUUUUUUCAAAUAUGCCAUCACUCAGCUCAGACAUCGUACACACCUGCACAC
Messenger RNA from Phodopus roborovskii (desert hamster), 1258 nucleotides. RefSeq names its product solute carrier family 35 member G1 (gene Slc35g1). The transcript has 3 exons. Gene Ontology annotation, cellular component: plasma membrane; endoplasmic reticulum membrane. The coding region runs from base 78 to 1184 and encodes 368 amino acids. Gene Ontology annotation, biological process: regulation of cytosolic calcium ion concentration; calcium ion export across plasma membrane. Lineage: Eukaryota; Metazoa; Chordata; Mammalia; Rodentia; Cricetidae. The record is from RefSeq and is a predicted model, not a curated record.